AUUGGCGCUGGAUGGGCAAUCUACAACCGACUUUUGUAACGAUUACAUCGCUAUAAGUAUUGGAUUUUGAAGCGUUCUGCACUCAACAUGCCGCCAAAAGUAAGUGGAAAAGCUGUAAAGAAAGCCGGUAAGGCUCAGAAAAACAUAAGCAAAGCCGAUAAGAAGAAGAAAAGGAGAAGGAAGGAAAGUUACGCUAUCUACAUCUACAAAGUGCUGAAACAGGUGCAUCCUGAUACUGGUAUUUCUAGCAAGGCAAUGAGCAUCAUGAACAGUUUUGUUAAUGAUGUUUUUGAACGUAUUGCUGCUGAAGCAUCAAGAUUGGCGCAUUAUAAUAAACGUUCUACAAUUACCUCUCGGGAGAUCCAAACUGCUGUGAGGCUACUGUUACCUGGUGAAUUGGCUAAGCAUGCAGUAAGCGAAGGUACUAAAGCAGUCACCAAGUAUACCAGCUCCAAAUAAGAAGAUAUAUCUAAAUUGAUAUAAUAAACUGGCAUUGAAUUUUAAGAUCAAUAAUCAAAAGAAAUGGUCCUUUUCAGGACCACCAAAUUAUAUUAAUGUUGGAACAUUGUUCACAUAUACUUAACAUAAGUUACACGUAUUUAUAUAUCUUUUGCAAAAAGUUUUUAAAAUUCAUUAUGACUGUUUUGUAAUAUGAAAUAGGAUGAUGUCUGGAAAAUGGUUUGAGAAUGUUUCCAUUCAUACAUACCUUAAUUAAUACCAAAAACUUAAUACUUGUUAUCGAUGCAAUAAGAAUUUCUUAUUAUACGAUGUUAGUUUAUCAUUCUAAAAAUGCAUAACUUGAAAUCUUACAUAAAUAUGUUUUUAGUAAGCAUAAAAUAUAGAAAACUGUGAAAAGAUAAAAGCCUCAGAGACUAUUAGACGUAAAAUAAGUAAAAUUUUUUUAUUAUCACAUAAUUAAUGUAAUAAAAAAAGAGGUGAUCUGCAUCAUAAAUAUCAAUACACGUAAUUUUUAUUAAUGGAAAGAGACGCUAUAAUAUUUAUGACAACAUUUGAGCACUUGUGGUUUCUUCGUAUUUACACUUUAUAUUGUGUCUUAAUAAAAUCCUUUUCUCAUGGAA
Messenger RNA from Bombus pyrosoma, 1079 nucleotides. Its product is annotated as histone H2B-like. Gene Ontology annotation, cellular component: nucleosome. Bases 88 to 459 code for a protein of 123 amino acids. The transcript has a single exon. The record is from RefSeq and is a predicted model, not a curated record. Gene Ontology annotation, molecular function: DNA binding; structural constituent of chromatin; protein heterodimerization activity. Lineage: Eukaryota; Metazoa; Arthropoda; Insecta; Hymenoptera; Apidae.